AUGGCAUCAGGCAGCCCUCAGAAUGUCAUCCGCAGGAAACUCGUCAUCAUCGGUGACGGUGCUUGCGGAAAAACCAGUUUACUCAGCGUUUUUACCUUGGGUUUCUUCCCAGCCACAUAUAUUCCGACCGUAUUCGAGAACUACGUUACCGACUGCCGAGUAGACGGCAAGUCGGUUCAGCUAGCGCUAUGGGAUACAGCCGGACAAGAAGACUAUGAGCGAUUACGGCCACUAGCAUACUCGAAGGCCCAUGUCAUUCUAAUAGGGUUUUCCGUCGACACGCCAGAUUCUUUGGACAAUGUUAAACACAAGUGGGUUACCGAGGCCAAUGAAAGAUGUCCUAACGUUCCCAUUAUCUUGGUUGGUCUCAAGAAGGAUCUUAGGGGAGAUCCAGUCGCCAUCGAAGAGAUGCGGAAGCGAUCUCAGCGAUUUGUGAUGGAGGACGAAGGCCAGAGGAUAGCAAAGGAGAUCGGCGCCCGAAAGUACCUGGAAUGUUCCAGUCUUACCGGAGAAGGUGUUGACGACGUAUUCGAGGCAGCCACGCGAGCGGCGCUUCUAACGUUCGAGAAGAAAGAAGGAAGCGGGUGCUGUGUGAUUCUAUAA
Sordaria macrospora k-hell is the source of this 603-nucleotide messenger RNA. NCBI's taxonomy places the organism in Eukaryota, Fungi, Ascomycota, Sordariomycetes, Sordariales, Sordariaceae. The record is from RefSeq and is a predicted model, not a curated record.